CCGCCUCUUUUGGCCCCGCCUCUUGUGUUGGCAGGUUGGCCAAUCCGGUCCUAGCCGGUAACGGGGCGCUGUACCGCGCGUGGGUUCUCCCCUUCGCCCUCUUUUGCUUCUAGGCGCUCGCGGAGUCCAGGCGCUUUCUUCCCGCCUGCUUUGCUGCUCGUUGGACAGCGGUACAAAGAGACAUGGAUCGCGAAUCCCAGCCGCUCACUUUGGAGGAACUUUUGACUCUGCCUGUCAUCACCGAUUGGGUCUUCCUCCCUCCUCCGCUUCAGACAGUCUUUGACUGUGGGCCACCUGGAAGAGUCUGUUCUCUCUCUACUCCGGCCUUCCCCAAAGUUGAAUAGAUCCCAAGGAAAACAAUAGCUGCAUAUAUUCUUGCUUAGUUCCCAUUUGAUAUUUUUUAAGAAUGGCGGAAGCCCAUCAAGCAGUUGCGUUUCAGUUUACAGUAACACCAGAUGGAAUUGAUUUGCGCAUGAGCCAUGAAGCUCUUAGGCAGAUCUAUCUAUCUGGGCUUUAUUCCUGGAAAAAGAAAUUCAUCAGAUUCAAGAAUGGCAUAAUCACAGGAGUCUAUCCUGCUAGCCCAUCCAGUUGGCUCAUUGUUGUAGUAGGAGUAAUGUCAACUAUGUAUGCAAAAAUAGAUCCUUCACUGGGAUUAAUAGCUAAAAUCAACCGGACCCUGGAUACAACUGGCUAUAUGUCCAAUCAAACGCAGAAUAUUGUCAGUGGGAUUCUGUUUGGGACAGGGCUGUGGGUGACUCUUAUUUUCUCAAUGCGCUACUCUUUGAAGAUGCUGCUUUCAUACCAUGGUUGGAUAUUUGCAGAGCAUGGAAAACUUUCUACAGGAACCAAGAUAUGGAUGGCACUUGUGAAACUUUUCUCUGGUCGUAAACCAAUGCUAUAUAGCUUUCAGACCUCAUUACCACGCCUUCCUGUUCCAGCUGUAAAGGAUACUGUAAAUAGGUAUUUAGAAUCGGUGCGUCCACUUAUGAACAAUGAAGAAUUUAAAAGAAUGGAAAGUCUUGGCAAAGAUUUUGCUGUAAAUCUGGGACCAAAGCUACAGUGGUAUCUAAAAUUAAAGUCUUGGUGGGCUACAAAUUAUGUUAGUGAUUGGUGGGAAGAAUACAUUUAUCUUAGAGGACGUGGGCCUAUCAUGGUAAACAGUAAUUACUUUGCGAUGGAUUUUCUGUAUUUUACUCCAACUGCUGUACAGGCAGCUAGAGCUGGCAACGCCAUCCAUGCUAUCUUGCUGUAUAGAAGAAAACUGGAUAGACAACAAAUCCAGCCAAUUCUUCUGAUGGGAUCCACUGUUCCACUCUGCUCAGCUCAAUGGGAGAGGAUGUUUAACACCUCCCGUAUUCCAGGAAAUGAAACAGACACUAUCCAGCAUUUGAAGGACAGCAAACAUAUUGCUGUAUAUCAUAAGGGACGCUAUUACAAAGUAUGGUUGUACUAUGAUGGCAGACUCCUGAAACCCAGGGAGAUUGAGCAGCAGGUGCAGUGGAUCCUAAAUGACAAAUCUGAGCCUCAGCCGGGUGAAGAGAAGUUAGCAGCUCUUACUGCUGGAGACAGAGUUCCUUGGGCUAAAGCUCGCCAAACGUAUUUUGCAAGAGGAAAGAACAAGCAGUCAUUGGAUGCAAUUGAAAAGGCUGCUUUCUUUGUUACUUUGGACGAUACUGUUCAAGGUUACAGAGAAGAGGAUCCAGUUAAAUCAAUGGAUGCAUAUGCAAAGGCACUUCUACACGGCAAAUGCUAUGACAGGUGGUUUGACAAGUCGUUUAAUCUCAUAGUGUUCAGAAAUGGCAAAAUGGGCCUGAAUACUGAACACUCUUGGGCAGAUGCCCCAAUUGUCGGACAUCUCUGGGAGAAUGUCAUGUUUUCUGACUGUCUUGAAUUGGGAUACACAGAAGAUGGACACUGCAAAGGGGAGGCUACUCUAGGCAUUCCUAUGCCUACCAAGCUGCAGUGGGAAAUCUCUGAAGAGUGCCAAGAAGUGAUUGAGAAGUCUCUCGACAUUGCAAGGCCAUUAGCAGAUGAUGUGGAUUUUCAUUCUUUUUCUUUUGAUAUAUUUGGGAAAGGAUUAAUGAAGAAAACCAAAACUAGUCCCGAUGCAUUUGUGCAACUUGCUUUGCAAUUGGCUCAUUAUCGGGACAUGGGAAAAUUUUGCUUAACAUACGAAGCAUCUAUGACCCGCCUGUUUAGAGAAGGCAGAACAGAAACAGUCCGCUCAUGUACUGUCCAGUCCUGCAAAUUUGUGCAAGCUAUGGAAGACCCAAAUGAAAUUCCUGAAAAGAAGCGUAAUCUGUUCAAGGCUGCUGCUGAUAAUCAUCAGCGCUUAUAUCGUCUGGCCAUGACUGGUGCUGGCAUUGAUCGUCAUCUUUUCUGUCUUUAUGUGGUCUCCAAAUACCUUGCUGUUGAAUCACCUUUUCUAAAAGAAGUUUUGGCAGAACCCUGGAGACUUUCAACAAGUCAAACACCUCAACAACACAUUGAUCUGAAUAAGAAUCCUGGAAUGGAGUCCAGUGGUGGAGGCUUUGGACCUGUUGCUGAUGAUGGUUAUGGUGUAUCUUACAUUAUUGUGGGUGAGAAUCUCAUCAACUUCCAUGUAUCCAGUAAAUUUUCCUGUACUGAAACAAAUUCUCAUCGCUUUGGGAAAAACCUCAAUCAAGCAUUGUGCGACAUCCGUGAUUUGUUUCACCUUGGCAAAAAUUCUACUAAAUGAUGUUUUAACAGUAGAACUAGUUGGUCAAUGUUGGAGAUGAGAACUCUUCUGUACAGUGACUGAAAAUAAGCUAUGCUGAGCAGCAAUCCAUUCCCAGGUAUAUAAACAACCAUUCUUGUGUGCUUUCGAUGGUCCAUCCGUUUAAUUCUUCAGAAGAAUUUUCUUUUUCAAGAGAAAUGACUGUUGAGAUUUUUAUAUUUGCUGGGAAAUAGCAACAUGAAAUUUAUUCCUAGUUUGUCUUAAUUUAACAAUUUUUUAUUUGUGUUCUAUAAAUUAAGAGAAUAUGUAUUAUCUUAUGUUAAUAGAAAAAUAUGACUUGAAAUAUAACAGCAGAAGACAUAAUUGAUUUAAUUGUUGGGAGUUUUUUCAGAAAGUUACCAUUUAGGACAUACAUAAUAAAGGCAUUUCAUUGAACAUUUAGAAACAUCAGGAAAAUGUAGUGAAUUGUGCUUGGUGGGGGAAAAUAUUUUGCUAUUUGGAAUUAAGCCUGUCUUGUUACUUGAAAUGUCAGAUGAGGCUUUUUCUGUAUAUAAUUUUAAAGCCUGUAUUUGCUGAAUUUCAAAAGUGGAAUGGCUGAAUUUCAAAAUAAGAAUUGCUGAAUUUGCAAUGUUGAAUAUAGUAUCUGCAGAUAAAAAUGGGUAUGUUUUCAUGAAAAAUCUUACAAAUAAUUUUUAUUUGUAUUAUAAUAAAAGCUAUUUCUUAUGAUAAUAUUUUUUACACUGUUACAAAAAAAGUGAAAUUAUCUUGCUUCAGGAGUUUAUUCAGUUUGUUUCAUCCCAUCACUCCUUGUGCAUUACAAUUAAUCAGCUGGUUUAAAAUCUGUUGGGACAAUCUUCAGUGUAAAGACCAGAUCACCUUCUGCCUUAAGCAAUUAUCGUAUGACUCAUAAAUAGGCAUUAAUAUAAAUACCUAACACUUAAAUGUCAUAGUUUAAAUUGGAGUUAUCUCAGAUUUUUUUAAAAUGUAGAGAAUAUGACAAAUCAUGAAUGGUGUUACUAAAAAAUCUGCAUUAGAAAUUACUAAGAAAAAAGAUAGUUGGUCUUAUGGCUGGCAGGAACUUUAUUCUGGAACCAGAAAUGCAAAUAUUACAAAAAUCAGAAAAUGAAAUUUUAACAGUCUUUACAAUUCUUAUCAGUCUCUCAUAAGUCUUUACAUAAGAUCUAAAAGGCCUUAUCCAGCAAUUGUCUGUUUUUCCAAAUUUAAUGGCUUUAAGACACAUCAAGUAACAAAUAUGGAGGUUAAUCUAAUUAAACCCUGAUGUUCAAGAGCUUUUAAUACCAAUAGAAGAUAUGGGACUGAAGUUGCUGUCCUGAGAAUUUGCUAUUAAAUUCUUUGACUUCAAUUAAAAUAAAAAUAAAAUAAAUUAAUUAAUUAAUGCAAAUCAGUUAUAUUAUUCCCUAAAUAAAUAUUGAUGUAUAAAUCUGCAAAAGAAUAGACGGGGCGUGUUUCAUAUGAUCAAGAAUGAUAAACAUCACAAAAUUAUGGGGGGGGGGAAGCAAUGGAUGUCAUGCUGCAUUCUUAAGUCAGUGUUCUGUUAAGUUAUAUGCUUUAUUUUAACAACUGACCCAUCUCUAUAUUCUAAGAAUCUUCUUUUAUCAAGAGCAUUAUUAGGUUUGACUCAGGUUUUAGAUAUUUGAAUUGUAAACAUGCUUCAUUAGUGCAUUAUCAAUGCAAUGUUUCAUAUUUUAAGGAAAUGUAAAUGUGUAAUUGGCUGAAGUUAACAUGAAUUUUACUGUAAGUGAUUGAAAGGUUAAAUGUCUUUUUUUAAAAAAAAAAUGAUACAAAAACAAUUUCUGACCUUGGUUUAUAUCCUCUUAGAAUGUCAACUGCCUGUAUAUAAUACUGCUUUUGGUUGUAAAUCUUUAAACACAUAGUAAACAGCUUAUUCUUAAUAAAAAUAUUAUUUAAAAGUG
Ahaetulla prasina is the source of this 4632-nucleotide messenger RNA. It is a transcript of the gene CPT1A, whose product is annotated as carnitine palmitoyltransferase 1A. Gene Ontology annotation, cellular component: mitochondrion. The record is from RefSeq and is a predicted model, not a curated record. Gene Ontology annotation, biological process: fatty acid metabolic process; carnitine metabolic process. NCBI's taxonomy places the organism in Eukaryota, Metazoa, Chordata, Lepidosauria, Squamata, Colubridae. The transcript has 21 exons. Bases 407 to 2719 code for a protein of 770 amino acids. Gene Ontology annotation, molecular function: carnitine O-palmitoyltransferase activity.